This is a messenger RNA of Galdieria sulphuraria, 1321 nucleotides long. RefSeq lists its product as uncharacterized. The coding region runs from base 15 to 1205 and encodes 396 amino acids. The record is from RefSeq and is a predicted model, not a curated record. The transcript has a single exon. Lineage: Eukaryota; Rhodophyta; Bangiophyceae; Galdieriales; Galdieriaceae.
UUUUUUUGACAAACAUGAAGAGAUACCUUUGUUUAUAUGUAACUGUUAUACUUGUAAUAGCAUUAACAGUUAGUUUUGCAAUGGCAGAUACAAAUACAUUUUCUUCUUCCUUUUCCUCUGGAAAUGGAGAAGCUUCAGGAUUCUCCUCUUCAACGGAUGGAAAACAAUCCUCCGCAUCCAACUCCCAAGUCGAUUCUACUGGAAAUGGAUCUGCUGCUUCUGAAGAUUCCAGCUCUACUACUUCUCAAGGCACCUCUAGUUCAUCCAUAUCUUCUUCUGUAGGCUCUGCCAACGCCAAAGGUAUUACAGCAGGUAACAAUGGUAAGAGUUCAACAGCAGCUGGUUCUAGUGCGUCUUCCAGUCAAGAUGGUGCUGCAAUAAGUUCAAGUGGUUCAACCAGUUUUGAUAAGAAUAUUAGUGGAGUGAACUUUCAAGGUUCACAAACCACUAAUUCAUCUUCCUCUUUUGGAAGUGGACAAGGGGAUUCUGCUUCUGAUAGUAAUACUCCUAAUACAAGUUCAGAAAGCACUACAGGAACAAGUGGCAACGCUGCAGCAAAAGACUCCUCAAGUAGCACUUCUGGACCUAGCGGAGUGACAAGUAGUACAAAUGCCAAUGCUAAAAGUAGCUCUAGUGGUUCAGCAGCAGCACAAGGAACUGCCAAAGCUUCUACAAACUUGAGCUGUGUUUGGCAGUACAAAGAAAAGUGUUUACCUUGUGCUCACAUUGAGAACGAUGUUUGUAAAUGUUACUGGAAUGUAUCGGAUCAAUGUAUAUGUACGAAUUUAACUUGUGCAAAGCCUUUGUUUCAAGCAAGUGUGGAAUCCAGUGCCACCGCAUCUUCAAGUGAUGGUGGUUCUUCUAGUGCAGGAGCUAAUGCUGCUUCCAGUCAGUUGAGUGGCGGUGCCAAGUCUCAAGCACUAGGUUCAAGUACAGGGUCAGGCUCCGUCAGUGCUUUGAGCCAAGCACAAAGUAUUUUGGAUCAGGCAGAAGGCAGUGUUCAAAGUCAAGGUUCUAGUUCCAAUGGAGGAGACUUUGGCUCACUUUCUGGUAGUUUCUUUCGCCAAGGUAUCCAAGUGACAGCUACUUCCAAUAGCUCUGAGUCUUGUUCUACUGUUGGUCCUUUUCAACUUGACUCUGUACGCUUUUCUUUUCUAAACACUGCUGAUGGAAUGGUUUUUCUACAAAUUUGUAGCACGGCAUAAGUUACCUUUUGUUUAUAGUAAGUUUUUUUUUAAAAAAAAUUGGAGCGACUCUGAAAAAGUUGACUUGGAAAAAAAAAUUGGUUUCACUUUUUUUGAGUAUGGUUUCGAGUGUUUGU